Trichoplusia ni (cabbage looper) is the source of this 2035-nucleotide messenger RNA. RefSeq names its product frizzled-10-like. NCBI's taxonomy places the organism in Eukaryota, Metazoa, Arthropoda, Insecta, Lepidoptera, Noctuidae. The transcript is spliced from 2 exons. Bases 348 to 1892 code for a protein of 514 amino acids. Gene Ontology annotation, molecular function: Wnt receptor activity; Wnt-protein binding. Gene Ontology annotation, biological process: canonical Wnt signaling pathway; non-canonical Wnt signaling pathway. The record is from RefSeq and is a predicted model, not a curated record. Gene Ontology annotation, cellular component: plasma membrane.
CCCACUGAUUGCAGUGAGCCGUACACGAAUUAGGCCCUUUUCGUUUUUUUCUUUUCAUCUUAAUGCCCUGUUCAUGCGUUCAGACCUUUUAUCGGAACAUAUGCAUGUUUCUGAACGCACCGGCCGACCGGUUUCGUUCCUUUGCCUUUGAAUUGAAACGCCGCGCCGCGUUCGAAAUUUAAAUCAGUCUGCGUCGAGCUAUAGACGAGAGAGGGUGUGCGCUUAUUAUUUCUAAAUAUAAAAUAUGUUUACGAUUAACCAGUGUUUACUAAUAGUGUUUUUGUGACUGAGUUGAUUGAAUAUGACAUGAUAUACCAGUGAUAUUUAUUAUUUGUGAAUUAUAUACGAUGGCUCGGAUUUUUUGUGUGCUCCUGCUUGUGUGGCUGGUGUCCGCUGACCAGGAAGAGGGUGAAGGUGGCAAGUGCGAGAGGAUCAAGCUGCCACUAUGCCAGGAUUUGGGAUACAAUUGGACUGCCAUGCCCAACCUGAUGGGCCACAAGGAUCAGAAGGAAGCUGAGGAAGCGAUGAUGACUUUUGCGGGUAUCCUGUCUAGCGGGUGCUCUGUCCACGCGCGGUUCCUGCUGUGCUCGGCCUUCGCCCCGCUCUGCUCCGAGGAAGUGUCGGGCUCCGUGAGCGCGUGCAGAGCGCUCUGCGAAACUGUCGUCGACGACUGCAAGGACCAGCUGAAGCAGAUGCUGCCUUCAGUGGUGCUCGACUGCUCGGCGUUUCCCCUCCGAGCUGACCGCAGGCUGUGCAUGCGGCCGCCUAACGCCAGUGAAUCUGAACCCGAGCCGCCGCCGCCAUCGCGAUGGCCGUUCCAUGAUCAUGAAAUAAGAGAACACGGCUGCCCUCCAGCUCACACGCGGGCGCCCACCGGGGAGUGCUGGCCGGCUUGCGGACAACACGCCAGAUACAGUCAGAGCGACAAAAGAAAAGCAGAAAUAUGGAUGAACACGCUCGCCUGGUUCUCCCUGCUGUCCACAUCGUUCGCUCUACUGACAUUCUGCGCGGAGCCGUCGCGGUACAGAUACCCUGAGCGACCCGUCGUGUGGAUGGCGGCCUGCCACGCUAUCGUGGCUCUGGCCUACGUAACACGAGGCUGGCUGGGAUCCAAACUGGUCUCCUGCUCCGGGUCUACCCUCGCUGUCGACGGCUUAGCUUCGCCGACUUGUGUGGCCUUCUUCUCACUCACGUACUACUUCACACUGGCGGCGGACGCGUGGUUCGCCAACGCAUGUGUCGCGUGGUACCUGACUGCAGCGAGUGAGUGGUCCACUGAAGCGUUAGAGCGUGCCGCAGCGUACCUGCACGCGGUGUCGUGGGGCUGGGCGGGGGCCUGGACGGCGGCUGCCCUGGCGCUAAGACGGGUGACGGCUGAUGAGCUGACUGGAACCUGUGGAAUCUCUGACGCGGCGGCGGCGGCGCUAGUGGGCGUGCCGCGCGGCGCGCUGCUGGUGACGUCAGUGGCGCUGGCGCUGGGCGCGUGUCCCGGCAUCAUGCGCGUGCGGCGCGCGCUGGACUCGCGCGGGGCCAAGCGCGUGGGGCGGCUGGCGGCGCGCGCGGCCGCCGCCGGCUUGCUGUACUUCAUACUGGCUGCGCUGGGCACCGGGGCGCGGGUUUUAGAAGCGCGCAUGAGAGAGACUCAGAGUGGUUUAGGGUUAGUGGUGGCGUUAGACGCGGAGCGGGUGGAGGCGGGGUCGGGCGCGGGCGUGUGGGUGUGCGUGUCGCUGGCGGGCGGCGUGGCGGCGGGCGCGUGGGCCUGGUCGCGCAAGUCGGCGGCGGUGUGGCGGCGCGCGCUGUGUCCGCCGCGCAAGGCGGGCCCAGCGGCGCCGCCGCUGCUGCGCGCGCACCCGCCCUACUACAAGCGGCCGCUGCACGUGUCGCGCGUCUGACCCGCAGCGACCCGCGCGGUGGACUGGACCGUGUGGAGUGUGAAUAGUGCCUGAUUAUGCCUUCUGUGAAGGCGCUCUCGAUAUAUUUGUACAUUUUGUAAAUAAUGUAAAUUUUAUUAAUAUACUGUUGUUUUUUAUAUAAA